This is a messenger RNA of Platichthys flesus (European flounder), 16092 nucleotides long. RefSeq names its product reticulocyte-binding protein homolog 2a-like. The record is from RefSeq and is a predicted model, not a curated record. The transcript has 6 exons. Lineage: Eukaryota; Metazoa; Chordata; Actinopteri; Pleuronectiformes; Pleuronectidae. Bases 100 to 16092 code for a protein of 5330 amino acids.
CUCCACAGAUCUCUACAGCUUCACACCAAAGCAGACCAUCUCUGAAAUCUGAAGUCUAACGAAACCUCAGAAAUAGCAGUUGUGAGUUUGUUACAUGGAAUGAUGGCCAAAUCAAGAGAACAUGUGGAGUCUUUUCUGGAGGAGUUCAGGGAGCAGCUCACUGCUGGUGUGACAUCACCUGGAGCCACCACAGAGGCCUGUAUGUCACAGCAGCAUAGGCCCAUCACUGAAGAUGUGACACCUGAGGAACAGAAGAGAGUGCUGUUUCACACUGGGCAGGAAGUAACGUCACAGUCCAAAGAUAGUGUCAACCACAUACUCACACAGGAGGAACAAGAGUUUUCAGCUGAUUUAGAGCAAAGACACAACAGCUCAAACAUCAAUCAAUUAGAAGACAAAUCAACACAAGUCAACAUGAAAACCAAUUGGGAGACCAUUCAAAGGAAAAGACCACUGACCUUUCAACUGAUGGAUGAGAUUGAGCAACACUGGGAAAGAGAAAGAAACGAAAUAAGAUGCCUUAAGACAAAAACAGAGCAACAACAGAAGGACAUUGACAGACUGACUGCUGAAAAACACAAUCAGUACUUGGUAAUAAAAGCACUGGGAGUAAAGAUGGUAGAUGUUAUCGAGAAACUUCAGAAGAAUAAAAAUGAAGCCACUCAAGAAAAAAUGCAGCUUCUGACAUUGCAAGCUGAGAUCUACCAAGAGAGGACAACUCUGGACAGAAGACAUAAUGAGAUCAUCAAUGAGCAAUGCAAGUUUGAAAUGAUCAAAUUUGAUAGGUCAAAAUUUGUGAGUAAGGAAGUCCAGGAGAUAAUGGAUAGUCUGCUGAGUGCAAUGAACAAAAAAAUAAUUAUUACAGCAAAACAGGCAAAGCAAAAAAUUGAGAAAAACUUAGAGGAUGUAAAAGAAGAGUUAGAUAGAAAUAAAAAGGACAUAUCACAACAAAGAGAUCAAAUUGAGCAAAUCCAACAUAGUUUGAGUAUAAAUAUCAGCAAGGUGAAGCAAAGGUGGAUAGAGUUUCAAAGAAACACUGAAAUACAGAGAGUGACAGUUCCAGAGACAGGAAGGAGGGACGGAAAGCAGGAAGGAACAGACACUUCUGAAAGUGUGAAGGAAAAACUCAGCAGAAUCCGACAAGAGAUAGAGAAAGUUUGGGACGUGCUGGAAGACAGUCAACAACAACUGGAUGUGACUGUGAGAGAGAAGCAGGAGGUUCAUACACAGAGCAUUCAAAUGGAAAACGUAAAAUCUAACUCUCCCCAGCUAAGACAAGAAACCGAUACACACAUGAAAGUAACACACUGCGAAACUUUGAUCAAGACUGAUAUUCAGAGUCAAAAACUAGACAUAGAGAACAACCUGAGACAGAUUCAGUGGGAAAAACAUGAAAUAGAAAGAAUCAACACUAGAAUUCAGGCAGAGAGAAAAAGUAUCGAGAGAGAGAGGCAGUCGGCUAUAGCAGAAAUGGAUGCACUGAAGUGUAUGAGGGAGAGUAACGAAAGGCAAAGACAGGAACUCGACGACAAGUUACAAAGGACAAAGAGAGAAAUAAGGGAAUUGGAAGUGAUGAACUCUGAGAUUGAAAUAAAGAAAAAGGACCUGCUAAAAACGAUAAGAAUGAGCAGAAGAAAAAAACAAAUAAGCGAGAUGAAGAAAAAAACUGAGCAUUCAACCCAAGACUUGGAGGAUGGACAGAAUGUGAUGGUGGGACACAGGUCAGAGCAGGGGCUGGAGCUGAACAUGGAGAACACACUUAAUCAGAAUAUUAAACAGGUAGAGGUAAUGAUACAUAAAGGAAAUUUGGUUGAAGACAUUGGAGACAACAUGGAGAUGAGCACAAAGAACAACGAGAAAGGCAUGGAGGGAAUGAUUUUUGAAGUACAAGAAACAAAGAAGAUGCUGUGUAUGAUGAGAGUAGAUACAAAGAAAGGGAAAAAAAUCUUUACAGAGGAAAUCAUAUGGAGGAAUUUUCAAGAGAAAAAAAAGAGGAGGAAGAUGAACCAAUGGCUUGAGAAGAUCCUAAAAGAGAGGGAUGAGUUAGAAAUCAUCAAGCUACAGAUACAGGGACAAAGAGAAGAGGUUCAACAAAAACUUCAAGAUACAAUAACUACAAUUCUGGCUAUGGGUGAGAUGAAAGCUAAUAUAGAAAAAGCUGUGACAGAGAUUACCAACAUCCAACUGGAAAUGCUCAAAACCCAAAGACAGAUGGAAAAGGACAAGGAAGAUGUCCAAAAAUACAUGGACAAGCUGAGUUCCUUGAACACCUGUGUCAGUAGACAGAAACUGACAGAAUCUGCAAUCGGAAAUACUUUUUCAGCAAAUUCGUCCAAACUCCAAGAACCCCAUAAAGAAGCUCACAGAGAUUCCCUACAAGAUCAAACACUGGAAAUCCCACAAGCUGAAGAAAGAGCUGCAGGUGAAGUUACACAAGGAGCCAUGUCUUUGCAAAAGUGUCCUACAUUAGAAGACCAGCAUCAAAAUGAAGAAAUUAAAGAACAGGAACAGAAACAGUUAUUUUCAUUGGACAAUUUCCUUCAGAAUGAAAAACAUGAAGAAACAUUAACAUAUAAUGAGUUCUCAGGAUUGUUAAUAAAUGGCAGACGAGUGGAAGAAAUGGACAAGCAGAUUUCCGAACUUAAGGAGAGAGAGGAGAGAAUCAAAGAACAAAUACAUUAUGCUAUGGGGAACAUGGAGAAAAACAAGCAAGAGAUUGAAAGGCUCAUUAUGGAUAUAUAUGAACUGCAGAGCCAGACACCAGAAACUGGAUUGCCAGUGACAUUCAGGGAAAAUGGAAAUGUGGAGGGUCCUCUUCAAGAAACAAAGCAGAAAUACCAUCUGUGGCUAAACACCAAUGUUUUCAAACAUGAGACGAUGACAUAUGAACUCCAAGAGCAAAUGAAAGUUAAUAUUUAUGAAAUGAGACAAGAAGCAACUGAUGAGUCGGAUAUAAUGAGACUGAAUAUUGAGAAGGAAAUAGAAAAUCAGGAGUCAAAAACAGAUCCACUGACACAUAGCGAGGGGUUGGAUAGCGCUAAAAUCAACACAGAAAGAGACAAAUUGACAAAGAUCAGAAUGCGAAAAGACAUGGAAGAAAUGGAAAAGGAAAUCUUAGGACUCCAGUCAGAUAUGGAAAAACCAAUCCUGGACUGUAUGGAUCUGAGGAACAGUAGAACUGAAGAACCUAAAAAUUCAAUUAGUCAAGAUGAGAUGCUAAAACCACAAAAUCAAGUAGAAUGGGAGAAUAUGAAGAAAGCAAAACAGAAAGCUGAGGUAGAAAUACAUGAGAUGUACAGUUUAAGGGAGCUUGAAGACAGAGCACAAUUAGCGAAAAGAGAAAUACGAGAAAUGGAGCUUUUGAGGUCAGAACUGGAAAUAAAGAGAAAAGAAUUUGAACAGAUGCUAAGAAAAAGCAUGAGAAAAAAAGAACAGAGUGAAAACAUGUUGAAUGAAUUGCAAAAAGAAAGGGAAUUACUGAGGAGGGAGACAGAAAAGAAAAGAAGAGAAUUAGACCAAAGACUUGAGAAAACCAUUAGAGAGAGAGAUGAAUUGGAAGUGCUAAGGAUAAAUCUGCAAAUACAAAGGGAAGAGCUUGCUGUGGAGAAGCAGGUGAGAAGCAAAAAGGAGAAAGCUGAAAUGAUACAUCAAGCAUCAGAGACCCUUGACCUCCAAACCAUGAGACAAAAGAUUCACUUUCUCAUGGAAAUAAUUGGAAGGGAAUGGGGAAUUCUGGAAAAUGUCAAUGUUCACUUAGGGAAACAAAGAGAAGGGCUCAAAGAAUUGCAUGGUGAGAACAGAAACUUAAGAGAUAACAUGGUCAGAGUAAGAUCUCAGAUAAAGCUGGCCUUUGGAAAACUGUCUUUACAAACGGAGGCAGAGAUAAAUCAAAUUGGCCAAAUGAGGGAUGAUGUGCAAAAACAAAAAUAUAACCUUGAUAUGGGACUAGAGAAAGUUAAAAGAGAACGAAGACAGAUGGAAGUGUUAAACACUGAGGUGGACUUCAAAAUAAGAGAAAAUCGACAAAUGAUCCGAAAAGGCAUUAGAAGAGAUCAGGAAGCUAGACAACUGUGGACAGGGGUAAAAGAAGAAAAAUAUAUCCUCAAGAGGGAGGCACGAAGUAGGAAGAAAGAGCUCGACCAGCAGUUGGAGAGGAUUAUCAGAGAGAGAGAUGAAUUAGAAAUGAUGAAGCUGAAAAGAGAAAAGAAUGACAGCCAAUGUUUGGCAGAGCAGCAGAAGGCAUCAGCAUCAACAAAUGCUGCAUAUCAAAUUCAAAAGCACUGGGAACUAAUUAACAUAUGUAUGGAGAAGUGUAAACACAUUAAGAAACACAGUGAAGGCUUGCAUGAAGCAAUACAAAAUGAAUAUCGACAAUUCAAGGGCAAGGCAGAAAUUCUUAUCCAGGCAAGGGAAGAAUUGGAAAUUACCAUAGCGGAAAUGAAAAGACAAAAGGACAAGAUGAUGUGUCUAUUCAAGAGCAUUCAGCAAAAGCAAAGAAAUUCGGAGGAAGGGGAGAUUCAUUUCAAUAAAGAAAGUAAAGCAAUAGAAGAAGACAAGAAGAAAGGUGUAGAGAAAUCAGAAGAGGGAGUCUUUAAAGAAAGGAAGUUUCUUAAAUCUCAAAGGUUGAUUCUCAAAGUUCAACAACAGAAACAAAACAAAAGUCAGAAAAAAAUGAAAAGACUGCUGAACAGCAGUGACGGUGAAAAGGAAUCAGAAAGUCUGGAAACGAAAAGGAAAAUGAUGCAAAUUCAAAUAGAUGAAAUGAAAGAAGAAAAACCGUCAGAUGAGCAGCAGAAAACAAUUGUGUUGCACAAGAACAAACCACUUCAAAUGGACAUUAUGAUGGAUGACAUUUCAAAGAGAGGAAAACAAGUAUUUGUAAGACUUGAUACAGAAGAAUUACAAGAAAAAAAUAAAGUGGAAUUUGGGUUUAAUGAAUCAAACAUUGCAAACCAGCAGAAAGACACAGACCUACAACACAUGGCUGGUGGCCGUACAAACACAGAUCUAUCAGAACAAGACAAAAAAAUUGAAGUGUUGACCGAUGAGAGGCCAAAAAUCAGGAACAAUGACAAAAUAAAAACAGAAGGUGGCGAAAAUAAUGAAGAAUUAGAAACGAGACCAAAAACCACUGAACUGAAGAAACAGAGGGAACAAAGCGACCUAUUACAAGAGGAUACAUAUUCUUUGAAAGAUGAUAGGGAUGUUUAUAGGAUGGAUCUCAACAAUACAAAUCGUGAGGUUGAAGCUGCCAUGAAAAAAAUCAUUCAAGAGAAAAAAUACUUUAUUCAGAUGAAGGUUGAAGUAGAACAAGAGAGAGAACUGCUUUUGAUAGAAAAGGAAAGAAUGGAAGGACAAUGGUCUGACUUGAAAAAAAGAGAAAACAAGCAAAUGGAUACAAUUAAAUCCAUUGAAUCCCUGAGAAUAAGACAUCAAGAGCUUGAUGCCAGGAUGAGUCAAGAAAUGAACCACAAAAUCAUCAGAUUGGAAAACAACAAGGAAGACAUCCUGAAACUGGUCAGUAUUCUAGAGGAAAAGCAAGAGGCUCUGGGUGUACAUACAAUCAUUAUGAAGAGCUGCACUGAGAUGCUUGUGAUAGAAAGAGAAGGAUUGAAGAGUCUUAUGUCAGAAAUUGUCUUCCAGAGACAAGACAUGGAAAAUCAACUGAAGGCAGAGACAUUGUCGGGAAAGAAAUAUCUCUUGAAACUAAAAGCAGAACUGGAUGAGAAGAGAGAAGAUCUGGAAAGACUGUCUGAAAAGAUGGAACAGGAAAAAGUGGUCUUGAAUCUGAUGAGAUAUGAAAACCAGAAACAAUGUGACCUAUUACAACAAGGUGAGCAAGAUAUAAAAGAGGAAAUAGACAAAUUAAAACUCACAAAGACUGAACUACAACAGAAGAAGGAACAUGUCUACAGUCUGUUGGAUGACGUAAACCAAGAGAAAAGCAACAUUAAAGAUCUGACUCUUCAGGUUCACACACAGAGAAAGAAGCUUCAGAAUGUUACCAACAUGAUUGCCUUGAAGCAAAGAGAGCAAGACGUAAAGGACAGUGACAUCAGGAGACAAAUUCAUGAACUAAAAACCCAGAAGAACAGUGUUUUGGAAGAAAGAGAAGAACUGGAUGUUUUGAGGAAGGAUCUCAAUAGUAAGAAUCUUGAGGUUGAAGCUGCCUUGAAAACCAUCAGUCAAGAGAAAGAAACCUUUAUUCAGAUGAAGGUUGAAGUAGAAAAAGAGGGAGAACUGCUUUUGAUUGAAAAGGAACAAAUGGGAGGACAAUGGUCUGACUUGAAAAAGAGAGAAAACAAGCAAAUGGAAACAAUGAAAUCUAUUGAAUCCCUGAGAAAAAGACAUCAAGAGCUUGAUGCCAGGAUGAGUCAAGAAAUGAACCAAAAAAUCGUCAGUUUGGAACAAAACAAGGAAGACAUCCUGAAACUGGUCAGUAUUCUAGAGGAAAAGCAAGAGGCUCUGGGUGUACAUAAAAUCAUUAUGAAGAGCUGCACUGAGAUGCUCGUGAUAGAAAGAGAAGGAUUGAAGAGUCUUAUGUCAGAAAUUGUCUUCCAGAGACAAGACAUGGAAAAUCAACUGAAGGAAGAGACCUUGUCGGGAAAGAAAUAUCUCUUGAAACUAAAAGCAGAACUGGAUGAGAAGAGAGAAGAUCUGGAAAGACUGUCUGAAAAGAUGGAACAGGAAAAAGUGGUCUUGAAUCUGAUGAGAUAUGAAAACCAGAAACAAUGUGACCUAUUACAACAAGGUGAGCAAGAUAUAAAAGAGGAAAUAGACAAAUUAAAACCCACAAAGACUGAACUACUACAAAAGAAGGUACAUGUCGACAGUCUGUUGGAUGACGUAAACCAAGAGAAAAGCAACAUUAAAGAUCUGACUCUUCAGGUUCACACACAGAGAAAGAAGCUUCAGAAUGUGACCAACAUGAUCGCCUUGAAGCAAAGAGAGCAAGAAGUAAAGGACAGUGACAUCAGGAGACAAAUUCAUCAACUAAAAACCCAGAAGAACAGUGUUUUGGAAGAAAGAGAAGAACUGGAUGUUUUGAGGAAGGAUCUCAACAGUAAGAAUCUUGAGGUUGAAGCUGCCAUGAAAACCAUCAGUCAAGGGAAAGAAGACUUUAUUCAGAUGAAGGUUGAAGUAGAAAAAGAGAGAGAACUGCUUUUGAUUGAAAAAGAAAGAAUGGAAAGACAAUGGUCUGAAUUGAAAAAGAGAGAAAACAAGCAAAUGGACACAAUGAAAUCCAUUGAAUCCCUGAGAAUAAGACAUCAAGAGCUUGAUGCCAGGAUGAGUCAAGACAUGCACCACAAAAUUAUCAGAUUGGAACAAAACAAGGAAGACAUCCUGAAACUGGUCAGUAUUCUAGAGGAAAAGAAAGAGGCUCUGUGUUUACAUAAAAUCUAUAUGAAGAGCUGCACUGAGAUGCUCGUGAGAGAAAGAGAAGAAUUGAGGAGUCUGAUGUCAGAAAUUCUCUUCCAGAGACACGACAUGGAAAAUCAACUGAAGGAAGAGACCUUGUCGGGAAAGAAAUAUCUCUUGAAACUAAAAGCAGAACUGGAUGAGAAGAGAGAAGAUCUGGAAAGACUGUCUGAAAAGAUGGAACAGGAAAAAGUGGUCUUGAAUCUGAUGAGAUAUGAAAACCAGAAACAAUGUGACCUAUUACAACAAGGUGAGCAAGAUAUAAAAGAGGAAAUAGACAAAUUAAAACCCACAAAGACUGAACUACUACAGAAGAAGGUACAUGUCGACAGUCUGUUGGAUGACGUAAACCAAGAGAAAAGCAACAUUAAAGAUCUGACUCUUCAGGUUCACACACAGAGAAAGAAGCUUCAGAAUGUGACCAACAUGAUCGCCUUGAAGCAAAGAGAGCAAGAAGUAAAGGACAGUGACAUCAGGAGACAAAUUCAUCAACUAAAACCCCAGAAGAACAGUGUUUUGGAAGAAAGAGAAGAACUGGAUGUUUUGAGGAAGGAUCUCAACAGUAAGAAUCUUGAGGUUGAAGCUGCCAUGAAAACCAUCAGUCAAGGGAAAGAAGACUUUAUUCAGAUGAAGGUUGAAGUAGAAAAAGAGAGAGAACUGCUUUUGAUUGAAAAAGAAAGAAUGGAAAGACAAUGGUCUGAAUUGAAAAAGAGAGAAAACAAGCAAAUGGACACAAUGAAAUCCAUUGAAUCCCUGAGAAUAAGACAUCAAGAGCUUGAUGCCAGGAUGAGUCAAGACAUGCACCACAAAAUUAUCAGAUUGGAACAAAACAAGGAAGACAUCCUGAAACUGGUCAGUAUUCUAGAGGAAAAGCAAGAGGCUCUGGGUGUACAUAAAAUCAUUAUGAAGAGCUGCACUGAGAUGCUCGUGAGAGAAAGAGAAGGAUUGAAGAGUCUUAUGUCAGAAAUUGUCUUCCAGAGACAAGACAUGGAAAAUCAACUGAAGGCAGAGACAUUGUCGGGAAAGAAAUAUCUCUUGAAACUAAAAGCAGAACUGGAUGAGAAGAGAGAAGAUCUGGAAAGACUGUCUGAAAAGAUGGAACAGGAAAAAGUGGUCUUGAAUCUGAUGAGAUAUGAAAACCAGAAACAAUGUGACCUAUUACAACAAGGUGAGCAAGAUAUAAAAGAGGAAAUAGACAAAUUAAAACUCACAAAGACUGAACUACUACAGAAGAAGGAACAUGUCGACAGUCUGUUGGAUGACGUAAACCAAGAGAAAAGCAACAUUAAAGAUCUGACUCUUCAGGUUCACACAAAGAGAAAGAAGCUUCAGAAUGUGACCAACAUGAUUGACUUGAAGCAAAGAGAGCAAGAAGGAAAGGACAGUGACAUCAGGAGACAAAUUCAUGAACUAAAAACCCAGAAGAACAGUGUUUUGGAAGAAAGAGAAGAACUGGAUGUUUUGAUGAAGGAUCUCAACAGUAAGAAUCUUGAGGUUGAAACUGCCUUGAAAACCAUCAGUCAAGAGAAAGAAACCUUUAUUCAGAUGAAGGUUGAAGUAGAAAAAGAGAGAGAACUGCUUUUGAUUGAAAAGGAACAAAUGGGAGGACAAUGGUCUGACUUGAAAAAGAGAGAAAACAAGCAAAUGGACACAAUGAAAUCCAUUGAAUCCCUGAGAAUAAGACAUCAAGAGCUUGAUGCCAGGAUGAGUCAAGACAUGAACCACAAAAUCAUCAGAUUGGAACAAAACAAGGAAGACAUCCUGAAACUGGUCAGUAUUCUAGAGGAAAAGAAAGAGGCUCUGUGUUUACAUAAAAUCUAUAUGAAGAGCUACACUGAGAUGCUCGUGAGAGAAAGAGAAGAAUUGAGGAGUCUGAUGUCAGAAAUUCUCUUCCAGAGACACGACAUGGAAAAUCAACUGAAGGCAGUGACCUUGUCAGAAAAGAAAGAUCUCUUGAAACUAAAAGCAGAACUGGAUCAGAAGAGAGUAGAUCUGGAAAGACUGUCUGAGAAGAUGGACCAAGAAAAAGUGGUUUCGAAUCUGAUGAGAUAUGAAAACCAGAAACAAUGUGACCUAUUACAACAAGAUGAGCAAGAUAUAAAAGAGGAUAUAGAAAAAUGUAAACUCACAAAGACUGAACUACAACAGAAGAAGGAACAUGUCGACAGUCUGUUGGAUGACGUAAACCAAGAGAAAAGCAACAUUAUAGAUCUGACUCUUCAGGUUCACACACAGAGAAAGAAGCUUCAGAAUGUGACCAACAUGAUCGCCUUGAAGCAAAGAGAGCAAGAUGUAAAGGACAGUGACAUCAGGAGACAAAUUCAUGAACUAAAAACCCAGAAGAACAGUGUUUUGGAAGAAAGAAAAGAACUGGAUGUUUUGAGGAAGGAUCUCAACAGUAAGAAUCUUGAGGUUGAAGCUGCCAUGAAAACCAUCAGUCAAGAGAAAGAAACCUUUAUUCAGAUGAAGGUUGAAGUAGAGAAAGAGAGAGAACUACUUUUGAUUGAAAAGGAACAAAUGGGAGGACAAUGGUCUGACUUGAAAAAGAGAGAAAACAAGCAAAUGGACACAAUGAAAUCCAUUGAAUCCCUGUUAAUAAGACAUCAAGAGCUUGAUGCCAGGAUGAGUCAAGACAUGAACCACAAAAUUAUCAGUUUGGAACAAAACAAGGAAGACAUCCUGAAACUGGUCAGUAUUCUAGAGGAAAAGCAAGAGGCUCUGGGUGUACAUAAAAUCAUUAUGAAGAGUUGCACUGAGAUGCUCGUGAGAGAAAGAGAAGGAUUGAAGAGUCUUAUGUCAGAAAUUGUCUUCCAGAGACAAGACAUGGAAAAUCAACUGAAGGAAGAGACCUUGUCGGGAAAGAAAUAUCUCUUGAAACUUAAAGCAGAACUGGAUGAGAAGAGAGAAGAUCUGGAAAGACUGUCUGAAAAGAUGGAACAGGAAAAAGUGGUCUUGAAUCUGAUGAGAUAUGAAAACCAGAAACAAUGUGACCUAUUACAACAAGGUGAGCAAGAUAUAAAAGAGGAAAUAGACAAAUUAAAACCCACAAAGACUGAACUACUACAGAAGAAGGUACAUGUCGACAGUCUGUUGGAUGACGUAAACCAAGAGAAAAGCAACAUUAAAGAUCUGACUCUUCAGGUUCACACACAGAGAAAGAAGCUUCAGAAUGUGACCAACAUGAUCGCCUUGAAGCAAAGAGAGCAAGAAGUAAAGGACAGUGACAUCAGGAGACAAAUUCAUCAACUAAAAACCCAGAAGAACAGUGUUUUGGAAGAAAGAGAAGAACUGGAUGUUUUGAGGAAGGAUCUCAACAGUAAGAAUCUUGAGGUUGAAGCUGCCAUGAAAACCAUCAGUCAAGGGAAAGAAGACUUUAUUCAGAUGAAGGUUGAAGUAGAAAAAGAGAGAGAACUGCUUUUGAUUGAAAAAGAAAGAAUGGAAAGACAAUGGUCUGAAUUGAAAAAGAGAGAAAACAAGCAAAUGGACACAAUGAAAUCCAUUGAAUCCCUGAGAAUAAGACAUCAAGAGCUUGAUGCCAGGAUGAGUCAAGACAUGCACCACAAAAUUAUCAGAUUGGAACAAAACAAGGAAGACAUCCUGAAACUGGUCAGUAUUCUAGAGGAAAAGCAAGAGGCUCUGGGUGUACAUAAAAUCAUUAUGAAGAGUUGUACUGAGAUGCUCGUGAGAGAAAGAGAAGGAUUGAAGAGUCUUAUGUCAGAAAUUGUCUUCCAGAGACAAGACAUGGAAAAUCAACUGAAGGAAGAGACAUUGUCGGGAAAGAAAUAUCUCUUGAAACUAAAAGCAGAACUGGAUGAGAAGAGAGAAGAUCUGGAAAGACUGUCUGAAAAGAUGGAACAGGAAAAAGUGGUCUUGAAUCUGAUGAGAUAUGAAAACCAGAAACAAUGUGACCUAUUACAACAAGGUGAGCAAGAUAUAAAAGAGGAAAUAGACAAAUUAAAACCCACAAAGACUGAACUACUACAGAAGAAGGUACAUGUCGACAGUCUGUUGGAUGACGUAAACCAAAAGAAAAGCAACAUUAAAGAUCUGACUCUUCAGGUUCACACACAGAGAAAGAAGCUUCAGAAUGUGACCAACAUGAUCGCCUUGAAGCAAAGAGAGCAAGAAGUAAAGGACAGUGACAUCAGGAGACAAAUUCAUCAACUAAAAACCCAGAAGAACAGUGUUUUGGAAGAAAGAGAAGAACUGGAUGUUUUGAGGAAGGAUCUCAACAGUAAGAAUCUUGAGGUUGAAGCUGCCAUGAAAACCAUCAGUCAAGGGAAAGAAGACUUUAUUCAGAUGAAGGUUGAAGUAGAAAAAGAGAGAGAACUGCUUUUGAUUGAAAAAGAAAGAAUGGAAAGACAAUGGUCUGAAUUGAAAAAGAGAGAAAACAAGCAAAUGGACACAAUGAAAUCCAUUGAAUCCCUGAGAAUAAGACAUCAAGAGCUUGAUGCCAGGAUGAGUCAAGACAUGCACCACAAAAUUAUCAGAUUGGAACAAAACAAGGAAGACAUCCUGAAACUGGUCAGUAUUCUAGAGGAAAAGCAAGAGGCUCUGGGUGUACAUAAAAUCAUUAUGAAGAGUUGCACUGAGAUGCUCAUGAGAGAAAGAGAAGGAUUGAAGAGUCUUAUGUCAGAAAUUGUCUUCCAGAGACAAGACAUGGAAAAUCAACUGAAGGAAGAGACCUUGUCGGGAAAGAAAUAUCUCUUGAAACUAAAAGCAGAACUGGAUGAGAAGAGAGAAGAUCUGGAAAGACUGUCUGAAAAGAUGGAACAGGAAAAAGUGGUCUUGAAUCUGAUGAGAUAUGAAAACCAGAAACAAUGUGACCUAUUACAACAAGGUGAGCAAGAUAUAAAAGAGGAAAUAGACAAAUUAAAACCCACAAAGACUGAACUACUACAGAAGAAGGUACAUGUCGACAGUCUGUUGGAUGACGUAAACCAAGAGAAAAGCAACAUUAAAGAUCUGACUCUUCAGGUUCACACACAGAGAAAGAAGCUUCAGAAUGUGACCAACAUGAUCGCCUUGAAGCAAAGAGAGCAAGAAGUAAAGGACAGUGACAUCAGGAGACAAAUUCAUCAACUAAAAACCCAGAAGAACAGUGUUUUGGAAGAAAGAGAAGAACUGGAUGUUUUGAGGAAGGAUCUCAACAGUAAGAAUCUUGAGGUUGAAGCUGCCAUGAAAACCAUCAGUCAAGGGAAAGAAGACUUUAUUCAGAUGAAGGUUGAAGUAGAAAAAGAGAGAGAACUGCUUUUGAUUGAAAAAGAAAGAAUGGAAAGACAAUGGUCUGAAUUGAAAAAGAGAGAAAACAAGCAAAUGGACACAAUGAAAUCCAUUGAAUCCCUGAGAAUAAGACAUCAAGAGCUUGAUGCCAGGAUGAGUCAAGACAUGCACCACAAAAUUAUCAGAUUGGAACAAAACAAGGAAGACAUCCUGAAACUGGUCAGUAUUCUAGAGGAAAAGCAAGAGGCUCUGGGUGUACAUAAAAUCAUUAUGAAGAGUUGUACUGAGAUGCUCGUGAGAGAAAGAGAAGGAUUGAAGAGUCUUAUGUCAGAAAUUGUCUUCCAGAGACAAGACAUGGAAAAUCAACUGAAGGAAGAGACAUUGUCGGGAAAGAAAUAUCUCUUGAAACUAAAAGCAGAACUGGAUGAGAAGAGAGAAGAUCUGGAAAGACUGUCUGAAAAGAUGGAACAGGAAAAAGUGGUCUUGAAUCUGAUGAGAUAUGAAAACCAGAAACAAUGUGACCUAUUACAACAAGGUGAGCAAGAUAUAAAAGAGGAAAUAGACAAAUUAAAACCCACAAAGACUGAACUACUACAGAAGAAGGUACAUGUCGACAGUCUGUUGGAUGACGUAAACCAAGAGAAAAGCAACAUUAAAGAUCUGACUCUUCAGGUUCACACACAGAGAAAGAAGCUUCAGAAUGUGACCAACAUGAUCGCCUUGAAGCAAAGAGAGCAAGAAGUAAAGGACAGUGACAUCAGGAGACAAAUUCAUCAACUAAAAACCCAGAAGAACAGUGUUUUGGAAGAAAGAGAAGAACUGGAUGUUUUGAGGAAGGAUCUCAACAGUAAGAAUCUUGAGGUUGAAGCUGCCAUGAAAACCAUCAGUCAAGGGAAAGAAGACUUUAUUCAGAUGAAGGUUGAAGUAGAAAAAGAGAGAGAACUGCUUUUGAUUGAAAAAGAAAGAAUGGAAAGACAAUGGUCUGAAUUGAAAAAGAGAGAAAACAAGCAAAUGGACACAAUGAAAUCCAUUGAAUCCCUGAGAAUAAGACAUCAAGAGCUUGAUGCCAGGAUGAGUCAAGACAUGCACCACAAAAUUAUCAGAUUGGAACAAAACAAGGAAGACAUCCUGAAACUGGUCAGUAUUCUAGAGGAAAAGCAAGAGGCUCUGGGUGUACAUAAAAUCUUUAUGAAGAGCUGCACUGAGAUGCUCGUGAGAGAAAGAGAAGGAUUGAAGAGUCUUAUAUCAGAAAUUGUCUUCCAGAGACAAGACAUGGAAAAUCAACUGAAGGCAGAGACAUUGUCGGGAAAGAAAUAUCUCUUGAAACUAAAAGCAGAACUGGAUGAGAAGAGAGAAGAUCUGGAAAGACUGUCUGAAAAGAUGGAACAGGAAAAAGUGGUCUUGAAUCUGAUGAGAUAUGAAAACCAGAAACAAUGUGACCUAUUACAACAAGGUGAGCAAGAUAUAAAAGAGGAAAUAGACAAAUUAAAACUCACAAAGACUGAACUACUACAGAAGAAGGAACAUGUCGACAGUCUGUUGGAUGACGUAAACCAAGAGAAAAGCAACAUUAAAGAUCUGACUCUUCAGGUUCACACACAGAGAAAGAAGCUUCAGAAUGUGACCAACAUGAUUGACUUGAAGCAAAGAGAGCAAGAAGGAAAGGACAGUGACAUCAGGAGACAAAUUCAUGAACUAAAAACCCAGAAGAACAGUGUUUUGGAAGAAAGAGAAGAACUGGAUGUUUUGAUGAAGGAUCUCAACAGUAAGAAUCUUGAGGUUGAAACUGCCUUGAAAACCAUCAGUCAAGAGAAAGAAACCUUUAUUCAGAUGAAGGUUGAAGUAGAAAAAGAGAGAGAACUGCUUUUGAUUGAAAAGGAACAAAUGGGAGGACAAUGGUCUGACUUGAAAAAGAGAGAAAACAAGCAAAUGGACACAAUGAAAUCCAUUGAAUCCCUGUUAAUAAGACAUCAAGAGCUUGAUGCCAGGAUGAGUCAAGACAUGAACCACAAAAUUAUCAGUUUGGAACAAAACAAGGAAGACAUCCUGAAACUGGUCAGUAUUCUAGAGGAAAAGCAAGAGGCUCUGGGUGUACAUAAAAUCAUUAUGAAGAGCUGCACUGAGAUGCUCGUGAUAGAAAGAGAAGGAUUGAAGAGUCUUAUGUCAGAAAUUGUCUUCCAGAGACAAGACAUGGAAAAUCAACUGAAGGAAGAGACCUUGUCGGGAAAGAAAUAUCUCUUGAAACUAAAAGCAGAACUGGAUGAGAAGAGAGAAGAUCUGGAAAGACUGUCUGAAAAGAUGGAACAGGAAAAAGUGGUCUUGAAUCUGAUGAGAUAUGAAAACCAGAAACAAUGUGACCUAUUACAACAAGGUGAGCAAGAUAUAAAAGAGGAAAUAGACAAAUUAAAACCCACAAAGACUGAACUACUACAGAAGAAGGAACAUGUCGACAGUCUGUUGGAUGACGUAAACCAAGAGAAAAGCAACAUUAAAGAUCUGACUCUUCAGGUUCACACACAGAGAAAGAAGCUUCAGAAUGUGACCAACAUUAUCGCCUUGAAGCAAAGAGAGCAAGAAGUAAAGGACAGUGACAUCAGGAGACAAAUUCAUCAACUAAAAACCCAGAAGAACAGUGUUUUGGAAGAAAGAGAAGAACUGGAUGUUUUGAGGAAGGAUCUCAACAGUAAGAAUCUUGAGGUUGAAGCUGCCAUGAAAACCAUCAGUCAAGGGAAAGAAGACUUUAUUCAGAUGAAGGUUGAAGUAGAAAAAGAGAGAGAACUGCUUUUGAUUGAAAAAGAAAGAAUGGAAAGACAAUGGUCUGAAUUGAAAAAGAGAGAAAACAAGCAAAUGGACACAAUAAAAUCCAUUGAAUCCCUGAGAAUAAGACAUCAAGAGCUUGAUGCCAGGAUGAGUCAAGACAUGCACCACAAAAUUAUCAGAUUGGAACAAAACAAGGAAGACAUCCUGAAACUGGUCAGUAUUCUAGAGGAAAAGCAAGAGGCUCUGGGUGUACAUAAAAUCAUUAUGAAGAGCUGCACUGAGAUGCUCGUGAGAGAAAGAGAAGGAUUGAAGAGUCUUAUGUCAGAAAUUGUCUUCCAGAGACAAGACAUGGAAAAUCAACUGAAGGCAGAGACAUUGUCGGGAAAGAAAUAUCUCUUGAAACUAAAAGCAGAACUGGAUCAGAAGAGAGAAGAUCUGGAAAGACUGUCUGAAAAGAUGGAACAGGAAAAAGUGGUCUUGAAUCUGAUGAGAUAUGAAAACCAGAAACAAUGUGACCUAUUACAACAAGGUGAGCAAGAUAUAAAAGAGGAAAUAGACAAAUUAAAACUCACAAAGACUGAACUACUACAGAAGAAGGAACAUGUCGACAGUCUGUUGGAUGACGAAAACCAAGAGAAAAGCAACAUUAAAGAUCUGACUCUUCAAAAAGAGAAGAACUGGAUGUUUUGA